Messenger RNA from Arxiozyma heterogenica, 453 nucleotides. It is a transcript of the gene PAI3, whose product is annotated as Pai3p. The coding region runs from base 1 to 453 and encodes 150 amino acids. Gene Ontology annotation, biological process: negative regulation of endopeptidase activity. The record is from RefSeq and is a predicted model, not a curated record. The transcript is spliced from 2 exons. NCBI's taxonomy places the organism in Eukaryota, Fungi, Ascomycota, Saccharomycetes, Saccharomycetales, Saccharomycetaceae. Gene Ontology annotation, molecular function: endopeptidase inhibitor activity.
AUGUUACAACGUCAUCAUCAGCAACCCUUAAAUAUAGGUACCUUCGCACUACCAUGCCUCUCUCUUUCUUUCCACCAAUCACUAAUCACCAAUAAACCAAUCGUUCACAACGGAACAGAUAGACUAUCACAACUAUCACCAACAACACUAUCUCCAUUAACUGUUACCACAGUAGGGAGUACUACAUUGGGUAUUAUACUAAAAUUCACUCCCAGUAAUAUUACUGCUGGUGAUAAGCAUAUAGUUAGUGAAGUUUUAAGAGAGCAGAAGGAAAGACUUGCAGGUGAAGCUAAGGUCAUUAGUGAAAAUCUGUCCAAAUUGAAAGCAGACAAAAGUUUGACCGAUGAAGAACGAAAGGCUCAAAUUGAUUAUAAUACCGAGCAAUAUAAUAAAUUAAUUGGUGCAGGUUCAAAAUGGAAAGAAAAGUCGAAAGAAGAAGAACAGAGAUUGUAA